Molecule: messenger RNA, 396 nt
Organism: Nerophis lumbriciformis (worm pipefish)
Lineage: Eukaryota; Metazoa; Chordata; Actinopteri; Syngnathiformes; Syngnathidae
Source: RefSeq, a predicted model, not a curated record
AUGUCUUCUACCCGGCUGUACUGCAUGAACGGCGGUCAUCACCUCCAGAUCCUGCCCGACGGAACGGUCUGCGGCCAGAGGGACGAAACGGACGUCCACGUUCUUUUGCAACUGAAAGCUGUGGCUCCAGGUGUGGUGGUAAUCCAAGGGCGAGAAACGGGAACAUAUUUAGCCAUGAAUGAGGACGGCCGCUUGUACGCAUCGCCGUCUGUAAAUGACGAGUGUCACUUCCUGGAGAGGCUGGAGGAGAACCACUACAACACAUACCAGUCCCACAAGUAUCGGGAGAACAGCUGGUACGUGGCAUUGAAGAAAAAUGGGAAACCUAAGCUGGGGCCCCGGACGCACAUUGGACAAAAGGCUAUCUUCUUCCUCCCUCGACGGCUGACGCACUGA